This is a messenger RNA of Cotesia congregata, 1308 nucleotides long. The record is from the annotation of a GenBank genome assembly. NCBI's taxonomy places the organism in Eukaryota, Metazoa, Arthropoda, Insecta, Hymenoptera, Braconidae.
AUGAAUUCUUUACCCAUCGAAAGUACGGAUAUAUUUAUACCUGAUCAUGUAUGGCCCGAUAUUUUAAAACAUAUAAGUCCGUUAAAGUUAUUUGUACUGCGUCGGACAUGUAAAUACUUCAAAGAUAUUAUUGAAGAAAUGUUUGAGAAAAACAGUACAUGGAAAGAUUUGUGUUUGAACAGUAGUAUAAAACCCUGGAUAUGGAAGAUCCAAGAAAAACUAUUUCCUUACGCAGAGAAGUACACUACAGAGAAAUUGGAUAAAACUUGGAAGGACGUUUUUUAUUCUUAUAAAUAUUGGCGAGCAUAUUCAAAACGUCGUUCUAAAUUCAUCACUCUUAAUCUUCGCAACAAUUCAGUGAAUUAUAAUUAUGUAAGAUGCAGUGACGCAUUUGGUAAUUAUUUUACAAUUGCUUCUGAUCGCGGAGUUGUAUUUUUAUUUAUAAUUAACGAUCAAGAGGAUGAUUUAUCUAACAGUAUAAAUCUACUGCAUACUUUCACUAAUAAUCACAAUGUGAUUUAUCGUCAAUUGAAAUUUUGGAAUGCAGAGGGGAAUAUAUUUUUAGCGGUAACAAGUCCUGCUGGUAAUUUAACUCUAUUCAAUAUUGAUUCACAAACAAUCCAUGAUAAUUUGCUCAUUAAUGCUUGGACAAGAUCACAAACACUAAGUCGAGGAACUGAUCACAAAUUGAUGAUUGGUUCAGCCAUUAAUGUAAUUUAUCAGUUAACAUGGAAUGAAACCCCUGAAAACGUAAAUAUUAAACCAAUAAACAUUGGGGAUGCGUAUGAAGAUCUUUGGUGGCCCGUCAAAAGUCUUUGUUGUCAAUAUGAAAAGACAACAAUCGCGCUCAAGUACCAAUCAACAUCAAGAGUAAGCUUUGAUAAUGGUGAUUUGAAAAUUACUAAAAGAAUGGAUCCGUAUUUCGAUCCACCUCCAAGAAAAAUCUACAUACCGAUUCCCGAAGUCGUAAUCUUUAAUGAAGGCCGGAGUCUAGUUGUAGUAGUACUGAACGAUUCCAAUCAAGUUCGUAUCAAACGUCAUUAUUUGUUGAAACAUAUCAAAAGUAAAAUUGUAUCGGUCGUCAUGCAUGUUAAUAUGUUGUUUUUGGGAACUUCAUCAGGAAAUAUUUAUUUAUUCGUGCUGAAAGAUAUUCAACAACUUGUGGAUGAAAAUCUAAAUCAAUUACCAAUCAUACAGGUUCUAUCAACUAGCAAUGAACCAAUUCUUACUUUAGACAUUACUGAAGUUAAGAAAGAGCCAUAUAUAAUUGCAUUUACUAAAUCUAAUUUACAUGUUGUAAAAAUAUGA